CACGGCGCCUGCGACAUGGGGGGGCGCGGAGGAGACGCCGGAAGUCGCGGUGGUACGGGUCGGCCUGAGGGGUACUCAGCGCCCGCAGCCUCUACCCGCGCGGCGGCCAGAGCCCAAGCCCGUGGGGGUGGGCGUGGCGGUCGCCGGAACACAACUCCGUCCGUUCGCUGUCGGCGCGGGGCGGCGCCGCCGCGUCGCUCGCCUUCACCAGCGGCCAUGAGCGAGCGCCUCCGCCCCAGGAAAAGGAGAAGAAAUGGCAAUGAUGAUGACAACCACCUCCCACCCCAGACCAAAAGAAGCAGUAGGAACCCCAUCUUCCAGGACUCCUGGGACACAGAGUCUUCGAGCAGCGACAGCGGUGGGAGCAGCAGCAACAGCAGCAUCAACAGCCCGGACAGGGCCAGUGGGCCAGAGAGCAGCUUGAGCCAGAUCAUCCCUGGAUCCUGCCCCAGCACCCCCCAGCCGGUGCUGCCCGAGCAGUCUGCACUGUGCCAAGGUCCUUACUUCCAUAUCAAUCAGACCCUGAAGGAGGCCCAUUUUCACAGCCUACAGCACCGAGGCCGGCCUCUGACAUGAUGCUCUGGCAGUUUCUUGCCUUCUGUGAAGGGACAGCACUGUGCAUAUUGAAUAUUUCAACUUAAUGAUUUGUUUUUAAAAGUUGCACACAGGAAAAAAAAAUGCCUGUUGGCUUUCAGUCUAUAUUGAGUAUUGGGUCAGCAGGCAGCUGUUUACGUGGGGUUUUGCUGCAUUAUUGUGAUUUCAGAGGGGCUUGGGAGCAAUUUUUUAUAGGAUUCUUUUGAGAGAGGGCAUCAAGUCCAUGUCAUGGCAGUGUUUGAGGAAGUCUUUGACUGAUUUCCACAUCUGUCAGUUAGACAUUUACUGUAUGUAAGAGCCUCUUAAAAAUGUGGGAUCUUCAGUUUUUGUUUUUUUUUUUUAGCUCAAUAAACUAGUAAAGAAUAUCUAGUUUCCAUAGGAAAAAAAAACCCGUUAAGUUUUCUCUCCAAAUAUAGGAAGUUUGACUCAGUCUUGCACUGAUGCUAACUGCCAUACUACCUCUUAGUAUGUAGGUGUCCAUGGAAAGCCCUCCCUGGAAGGGAACAGCCGCCUACCCUGAAGACCAUGAGGCCAAGCACUUUCCCUGCCUGGUUGUGUCUGUUCCACAUUCGUAUUCCCAGGGAGAAUGUCACUUCAAUACCUGUUUUCUUCUAGUCUUCACUGCAGAUGGUACAAAGAACCCCGCAGUCUAAGAAAUACCUAGUAACUGUCUUAUAAAUUUGCGUAUUAACAGCUUAACUGCUAACCUCGAGCAGUGCCCAUAGCCAAGGCAGUGGUUGGUGCUGAUGAAGCACAAGCUGCCUGCUAGCUAAAGAGAGGAUUUAACUCAUGCUUGACAGCACCCCUGCCUGCUAGGGGGCCACAUUCCAUCAUCAGAACCGGGAAGAUUGGGGCAGUGUAGAAACACAAGCAGAGGCACCUCUGGGAAAGCGAUGCAGAAGUAUUUUUAUUUAGAGCCUGGGCAUUGUUU
This is a messenger RNA of Chionomys nivalis (European snow vole), 1525 nucleotides long. RefSeq names its product family with sequence similarity 104 member A (gene Vcf1). Lineage: Eukaryota; Metazoa; Chordata; Mammalia; Rodentia; Cricetidae. The record is from RefSeq and is a predicted model, not a curated record. The coding region runs from base 16 to 576 and encodes 186 amino acids. The transcript is spliced from 3 exons.